CUUGUAUUCAACACCAGAAACCUUUUCGCGCAGGCUCCGCGACACCUGACGAAUUCUUGGAUAGCUGUGACCGGCCGUUGUUGUACGACCAGCAUCCGUUAGGACCUUGUAGCGAGGACGCCAGCAGAUACGGGACAGCCCGCCGCGCCUAUGGCCUAAUCAUAGAAUUCACGAGAUCUCCACGACUCCUGCACCUCAGCAUCAAUGUCUACCACAGACGCGCGAGAUGCUGGGCCGCAUGCCACGUUCAAGUUCCCCGCCUUUGAGCCGGACCUACUUCCAACACAUGAGGAGGAGCCAUUCGGCCUGACUUCUUCUCGCAAUGCGAGCCCUAGCCACGCCGCGCAUACGAAUGGCUAUGCUCUACCUUCGGAGAGGUGGCAGCCUCGAAAAGAAGCAAGAGUAGGAUUUGUGAGCCACUCGAUAUCAGGGCCCUCCAACAGACACGGCAGACAGAAGAGUCUUAGUGAGGCUUUCCAGACAAUAAGGACACGGAAAGGCAGCGUCAGCCAGAAUGCGCACGAAAUCGCAGAUGCGCUCAAGGCGCCGCUCUCUCCAAAGCUCAUUUUGCUCUGCGGUGUCUGGUAUAUGACCUCCAUUUUCACAAACAUGUCUUCGAAGGCCAUCCUCACUGCGCUUCCAAAACCGAUAACGCUCACGACCGUCCAAUUCGCCUUCGUCUCGGGGUGGUGCAUAAUACUAGCUGCGCUGGCCAAACGAUACCCGCGCAUGAAGCAGGCAAUGCCGUUUCUGAAGUAUGGAAUCCGCCGGCCACACAAGGAGAUCAUCGUCGCAACUUUACCCCUUACCGCGUUUAUGAUCGGCGGUCACAUCUUGAGUGCGGAUGCGACUUCGAGGAUCCCGGUGUCGCUGGUGCACACCAUCAAAGGACUGUCCCCACUCAUGACGGUGCUGGCAUACCGCUUCGCCUUCGGCAUAUCGUAUUCCAUACCGACGUAUUUGUCUCUGAUACCUCUGACGCUUGGUGUCAUCUUGGCAUGUUCCGCGGACUUCAACGCCAAUUUUCUUGGUCUUGUGAUGGCCUUUGCCAGCGCUAUUGUUUUUGUGACGCAGAAUAUCGUGUCCAAGCAGAUCUUCAACGAUGCUGCAUCCGCCGAGAAGGAAGGACUGCCGCCCACAAAGUUCACGAAACCCGACAAGCUCAACUUGCUCUGUUACUCGUCUGGCUUGGCGUUCUUGUUCACGCUCCCUCUCUGGUUGUGGUCCGAAGGGUUCACACUAUUGGGAGACUUUCUGCAUGAUGCUUCGAUCGAGCUGUCUGAGAAACCCGGUGCUUACGACCAUGGACGACUUCUUCUCGAAUUCCUGUUCAAUGGAACCUUCCACUUCGGGCAAAACAUCGUCGCCUUUGUCUUGCUCUCUAUGGUCUCACCAGUCACCUACUCCGUUGCGAGUCUGAUCAAGCGCGUGUUCGUCAUCGUUUUCGCCGUUGUCUGGUUCAAGAAGCCUUUGACGAAUACACAAGCAUUUGGGUUCGUGCUGACCUUCAUCGGCCUGUACCUCUACGAUAGGACGUCAGAUGCAGCGAAAGCGGACAAGCGCGCAAGAGCACUGCAGUCGAAGGGCCAAGGGACACUGCUACCUCUGGCUACAGACGUCAAGUCACGACCUACAUUCACUGCGAGCCCGGCCACGAUGUCUGCCGGUACAGGUGCAUACCCAGUAGCGAGAGACGAGAAGAGAGACGACGACGCAGGCCUCAGAAGGCCUGACAUGGGUUCAAGCUAUCUCCCACCAGGCACGAAGCAAGAAGAGACAUGGCGACGGUAGAAGGCUAGUGUAUAGUAAUAUCUCGAUGUAUACAUAUGAAUAGAUGAUAGACGAAUGAACGUGUAC
Messenger RNA from Macroventuria anomochaeta, 1857 nucleotides. RefSeq names its product TPT-domain-containing protein. The transcript is spliced from 2 exons. Gene Ontology annotation, cellular component: endoplasmic reticulum; Golgi apparatus. Bases 205 to 1791 code for a protein of 528 amino acids. The record is from RefSeq and is a predicted model, not a curated record. Gene Ontology annotation, molecular function: phosphoenolpyruvate transmembrane transporter activity; antiporter activity. NCBI's taxonomy places the organism in Eukaryota, Fungi, Ascomycota, Dothideomycetes, Pleosporales, Didymellaceae. Gene Ontology annotation, biological process: phosphoenolpyruvate transmembrane import into Golgi lumen.